Molecule: messenger RNA, 297 nt
Organism: Prunus armeniaca (apricot)
Lineage: Eukaryota; Viridiplantae; Streptophyta; Magnoliopsida; Rosales; Rosaceae
Source: the annotation of a GenBank genome assembly
AUGAAGGUCCUUGGAGAAGCAUCAUAUGUGUUGGGAGUUGAGAUUCACAGAAAAAGAGCGAAAGGGUGGCUAGGUUUGUCACAGAAAGCCUAUAUGGUUAAGGUGUUGAAGAAAUUUAACAUGCUUCAAAGUAAUGGAGUUGAGGUCCCAAUUUCAAAACAAGACAAAUUGAGCAAGGAAGACUGUCCAAGGAAUGAUGUAGAGAGAGUAGAGAUGAAGGACAAACCAUAUGCUUCAGUUGUAGACAGUAUCAUAUAUGCACAAGUGUGUACACGACCAGACUUGGCUUUGAUUUAG